CUCAAAAGUCUCUUCCGCUCGCACUGUCACACUUUUCAGCUGCGCUCCACCGAAAAAAUCAAGAUCGAGUCUUCAUCAUUAAUCACUCGGUACGCUGCUUAAUUUCACUCGAUAGGGAAACCCUCUGAGCCCUAGAAAGAUCAAAAACCCAAAUCUUUCUCCAUCCCAAAUGCUGCUUUUGUCCCAAUUCCUCACUCUCUUGGAUUCUUGAUCACAAUCUCUCGUAAAAAUCUCAUCUUGGAUCUGGUUGCUCCUCGCUCACCUCCUAAAGUUUCCAUCUUUUUUGUCUGGUCUUGACGCCUGGUGAGAAUUGGGGGAGUUUUCUGGAUUAAUCGGUCAAAGCGAGCUUCGGGUCGAUUGAUUUAUAUUGGGAAGUGGGUGCAAGAUUUGCUCUUGCUUUGCUCUGGUAUUGCUGUUGAAUGCGAGGAGAAGUGUCAAUUCGCGCCUUGAGAAACCGGCGGCUUGCGUUCGAUUGCUUGUCGUGUUUGAAAAUUAGGUUUCUUUAGCGAAUUGGGUAUUGUUCUUUUUGCUGGUUAGUGAAGGCUUGGGCGCUGCGCGAGGCGGGGGAGUUAAAGAAAGAGGAGUGGUAGCUGUCAAUGCCAUUUCUGGAUUGGUAUUUGGUGAAUUCUGAGGUGGUUCUGUUAGAGUUAACUCCAAAGUCGAGGCUAAUUAUCAAUGUCUUGGGCAAGCCCUGAAGACACUUACCUGUCCACUUCCCUCGCCAGCUAUCUUGACAAGAAGCUUCUUGUACUGCUGCGAGAUGGUCGAAAGCUGUUGGGUAUACUUCGCUCAUUCGAUCAAUUUGCAAAUGCUGUUCUAGAGAGUGCAUGUGAAAGAGCUAUUGUUGGCGACCUAUACUGUGACAUCCCUUUAGGUCUUUAUGUAAUACGUGGGGAGAAUGUAGUUUUGAUCGGUGAACUGGAUGUUGAAAAAGAGGAGCUUCCCCCACAUAUGAGACGGGUUUCAACAGCUGAAAUUAGAAGGGCGCAGAAGGCAGAAAGGGAGGCUUCAGACCUUAAAGGCACCAUGAGGAAAAGGAUGGAGUUCUUGGAUCUGGAUUAAUCUCUUUUGAUCAUAGUGUGUCGAAACCAUGUCUGCAAAUAUUAGUGCGGUGGUGUUUUGGUUAUAAAAUUUUCAAUCGAGCGUUGACCUUCAAUAUUCAGAUUCUUAGCAGGGUGGUUCAUUUUCUUAUUGUAUUUUUAGCAUGUAAGCUCAAAUUGGAUCUUCACGGGAACUCUUAAGAUUCUGUGGAAUUAGCAGGGUGUCUGCACUUUGGAAUACUGAACUUCAUCAUCAUAUUAUGGAUAAUCUGUCACCGUAUUCAUGUUGGCAUCA
Molecule: messenger RNA, 1335 nt
Organism: Eucalyptus grandis
Lineage: Eukaryota; Viridiplantae; Streptophyta; Magnoliopsida; Myrtales; Myrtaceae
Product: sm-like protein LSM1B
Exons: 5
Coding region: 676-1062 (128 amino acids)
Biological process (GO): deadenylation-dependent decapping of nuclear-transcribed mRNA
Cellular component (GO): Lsm1-7-Pat1 complex; P-body
Molecular function (GO): RNA cap binding
Source: RefSeq, a predicted model, not a curated record